AUGAACACCGGGUGUGAUGAAAGAUUGGAAUUGGUUUCGCAAACAUCACCAUUCGAAGAAAAGGUUACACUAAAUGGUUUACAAAAGAAUAUAAGAGUUGUAAUUAAAAACAGUCCAUUCAAUAUUCAAUUAAAACUAAAGAAGCCCGAUAUCGAUUUAAAUUGUGUAGCAUUCGAUUCUACAUUGCUAUAUGAUUGUGAUGGUAAUGAAGAAAAAGAAGUAGAUUUUGUUAAAGUUAAACCAGUAGAACAUAAAGCAACUCCCAAUGAAUCUGGUGAUUCGGUAAAUAUAGAAUUACGUAUCAAGGUAUUAACUUCACAACAUGAAGAUAUGUUUUUCAGAGUUAAAAUAGAAGGCCAAGAUCCAAUUACUAAAGAGCCAAUUGGGGGUUUAUACGCAUUAACAACCUCAAUCAAAGUAAUUUCUAAACCCGAGCAACUAAAAAAGAAA
Messenger RNA from Dictyostelium purpureum, 450 nucleotides. RefSeq lists its product as uncharacterized. The annotation marks the transcript as partial. The record is from RefSeq and is a predicted model, not a curated record. Lineage: Eukaryota; Evosea; Eumycetozoa; Dictyosteliales; Dictyosteliaceae. The transcript has a single exon.